Pollicipes pollicipes is the source of this 2654-nucleotide messenger RNA. Its product is annotated as serine/threonine-protein kinase PAK 2. Gene Ontology annotation, biological process: protein phosphorylation. The record is from RefSeq and is a predicted model, not a curated record. Lineage: Eukaryota; Metazoa; Arthropoda; Thecostraca; Pollicipedomorpha; Pollicipedidae. The coding region runs from base 211 to 1896 and encodes 561 amino acids. The transcript is spliced from 2 exons. Gene Ontology annotation, molecular function: protein serine/threonine kinase activity; ATP binding.
UCGUCUCCGGACCCGCUCCUGCGGCAGCGGCGAGUGGCAGCGCGUGGGUGAACAGUAGGUGGUACAGGAUUGUAGGACAUUAGCACAGGAAGGGGAUACAGAGCACGUUUUUCCCUGCUGUCUCUGAAUGAUAGAUCCCGGAUUGAGCAUUGGUGGAGCCGGGUUGACUGUUGUACAGGAGGCGGGCCCGACGCCGCGCACCAGCACGCCAUGGGGGACGACGACAAGCCGCCGGCGCCGCCGGUGCGCAUGGCCAGCGUGCGGCUGGGUGCCGGCGAGCCGAGCGCCGCGCCCCUGCCCGUCGACAUGCGGCCGCUGCCGCGCGAGCCCGACGACGAGCGCAAGCGCCGGCUCAAGGCCAAGCAGGCCAAGAAGCACGCCGAGAAGCCGGCCAUCUCGUACCCGACCAACUUCGAGCACACGGUGCAUGUUGGGUUUGACCCGGUGACCGGCGAGUUCAGCGGCAUGCCCGACUCGUGGGUGUCGCUGCUCUCCAGCGCCAACAUCAGCGUGCAGGAGCGGCAGCAGAACCCGCAGGCCGUCAUCGACGUGCUCAACUACUACGACGCGUCCACCAAGGACCAGGAGCAGCUCAAGUACAUGGUGCCCAAGACGGUGGAGCACAACCCGCUGUGGUCGUCGCCCGAACGGGAGCGGCCGCCGCGCGCCAGCCUUGCGCCGGAGCCGGCGGCGGUGGUGACCGACAGCGCGCCGGCCGACUCGCGCCACGCUUCGGACGCGUCGGCGACGACGGCAAGCACACCGGAUACGGCGUCCGGCGAGGUGGCCGAGGAGGAGAGCGAGGCGUCGCCGCCGCCGCCGCCGGUGGCCGCGCGGCCAGAGCGCACCAAGUCCAUCUACACCAAGCCGAUCGAGGAAGAGGAGGAGGAGGCGGCGCCGCCACCGUCGCCGCCGCCGCCGCCGCCGCCCACUAACGGCGCCCUCGACACCAAUAAGAACCCGACGCCGGCGAAGCGUGACGGCGGCCGCGCGCGCGUGAAGAUGACCGAUGAGGAGAUCCUGGAGCGGCUGCGCAGCAUCGUGACGGUCGGCGAUCCGCAUAGGAAGUACACCAAGAUGGAGAAGAUCGGCCAGGGCGCGUCCGGCACGGUCUUCACGGCCAUCGAGACGGCCACCGGGGUCGAGGUGGCCAUCAAGCAGAUGAACCUGUCGCAGCAGCCCAAGAAGGAGCUCAUCAUCAACGAGAUCAUCGUGAUGCGCGAGAACAAGCACCCGAACGUGGUCAACUACCUGGACAGCUUCCUGGUGGGUGAGGAGCUGUGGGUGGUGAUGGAGUACCUGCCGGGCGGCUCGCUGACCGACGUCGUGACGGAGACGUGCAUGGACGAGGGCCAGAUCGCGGCGGUGUGCCGCGAGGUGCUGCAGGCGCUGCAGUUCCUGCACGUCAACCACGUCAUCCACCGCGACAUCAAGUCGGACAACAUCCUGCUCGGCAUGGACGGCUCUGUGAAGCUGACCGACUUCGGCUUCUGCGCGCAGAUCUCGCCCGAGCAGACCAAGCGCACCACGAUGGUGGGCACGCCGUACUGGAUGGCGCCCGAGGUUGUGACGCGCAAGCAGUACGGCCCCAAGGUGGACGUCUGGUCGCUGGGCAUCAUGGCCAUCGAGAUGAUCGAAGGCGAGCCGCCCUACCUCAACGAGAACCCGCUGCGCGCGCUCUACCUGAUCGCCACCAACGGCCGGCCAGAGGUCAAGGAGCGCGAGAAGCUGUCGGGGCCGUUCCAGGGCUUCCUCGACCUCUGCCUGGAGGUGGACGUGGAGCAGCGGCCGCAGGCGGCCGAGCUGCUCAAACACCCGUUCAUGAAGACGUGUCGCCCGCUAGCCAGCCUGCACCCGCUGAUUCUGGCCGCUCGCGAAGCCGUCAAGGGCCACUGAUGGGCGCGAUCGGCAGGUCGGACGGCCAGCCCGGUCUGCCGGCCGAUCGCUAACGGCAUGUCCGCCGCCAACGGCUGGUGCGGGGACCCUCGUCUAGCUCCAGAGGCGGGCCGUGGCGGUGACGGUCUCUCGAGGCGCCGGCGCGUAAUCCUCUCCCUCCCAAGUACUCGCGUGAGCGGGAUAUUAGCCAACUUUGUGCCAGUGGGUGUCGCCUGAGUCAGCGCUUGUGCGAGACUGUCUUCGGAUGUCUGCGCGUCGAUUGUUGUCUGCUUAUCAGGUGAGCGCGUCGUGGCUGCUCUUGCGGCACGGUUUAGUCAAGUUCUCAGUGCACUGUAGUCUGUGAUCUAGCGAGGCAGGCGUGUCGCCGUCGCUUGCAUGCGACUCGCCUCGCCUUCCAGUGUCAUGGAGGUCGCGUCCUCUACACGAUCGUGUAUGAGUUUAUUGUGUUGUUUGUUAAUCAGGCGUCUGUCGCAAAUCCUUUUAUCAUUAUUUUUUUAUUUGUUACGCAAUUGGCAGGUGAUAUCUUGGCCGCUCCUCGAAUUUAUCGCUACUUACUCGUAGUGCCCCGUAUUGCUUUUGUCUCAACUGCCAGUUUCUGUGCUUCUGGCAUUGGAACCUUGAUUGUUACGACUUGUGUCUUAGUGCCGCACACGGGCAACAAGUGAUUUGCCACAACAGCUACAUUUACAUAUUAAUUCGUCUAAUGUCAUUAGAUCGUGUAUUUUGACAGCAUUUUUAAUAAAUAGAACUACUUCGUC